GAAGCUUUGAAUUCAUUUUCCAAUCUUCGCGCAGGUGGUUGUUUACGGGAAGUAGUUGAAAUUUUUUGAUCUUAGAAGUCUAUGCUUUACGUGUUUUGAACAAAUUGCGCAUUUCGGCCAUUUUGAGUUCAGAAAUAGAUGUUAGUGUCAAGAUGAAGAGGAUUUUCGAAAAAUAUAUGAACACCUCAGCAAACCAUGGGUCCAAACCGAUGUGACAUCCCAGAGAUUUCAUCAACCUAAUUCACAGCAUCUGCUAGUCAUGAAUACCAGUCUAAGCGAGUCCUCAGCUCAUCUGGUGGUAACAACACCUUUUCCAAACGUAUCAAAGAACGGCAGUGACAUAGUAGUGUCGGAAACUAUUGACUCUAUUCCUCUCGGUGACAGACCAGAGACUUACUUUGUGCCUAUUCUGUUUUUCGUUAUUUUCGUUGUUGGUACCCUUGGAAAUGGCACACUCGUGUGGAUUUUCAUGAAGCACAGAACCAUGAGGAAUGUACCAAACACAUAUAUCCUGUCACUAGCCAUAGCAGAUCUUCUUGUGAUAAUAAGCAGUGUUCCUUUUACUGCUGUUAUCUACAUAGUGGACCAUUGGCCCUGGGGAGAAAUGAUGUGCAGAAUAUCGGAAACAGCGAAAGAUAUUUCGGUUGCAGUUUCUAUUUUUACCCUGACAGCACUCUCUGGUGACAGGUUCUUUGCCAUUGUUGAUCCACUCAAGAAGUUCCAUACCAGUGGUGGUGGUAGAAAAGCAACAAGAAUCACCCUCUGCAUAGCAGUCUCAAUAUGGGGCCUGGCUGUUCUUUGCGCCACACCAGCAGCUAUAGGGUCGCACAUAAAAGACAUUUAUGACGAAGACUUAAACAUCAACUUCUCGGUAUGUUACCCUUUCCCUGAACACUGGUUGGAUGGUAAUUACCCUAGAACUGUGGUUUUGGGGAAGUUUUUGGUUCUCUACGUCAUUCCCUUAGCUAUUAUAGCUAUAUUUUACAUGAACAUGGCUAACCAUCUCAUUAUAAGCACUAGGAAUGUACCAGGGGAGGCACAAGGUACCCAAAGACAGAUAAAAGCAAGAAAGAAGGUGGCCAUCACAGUUCUCAUUUUCGUGGUGGCUUUCGCUAUAUGCUUUCUGCCUUUCCAUAUGUAUCUGCUAUUCUUCUACUUCUAUCCAAACUUCAAUGAAGUCUACAACGCCUUCUGGAACUAUUUCAGAAUCGUGGCUUUCUGUCUCUUUUAUCUCCACUCUUGCUCCAAUCCUGUUGCUCUGUACUGGGUCAGUGGAGCUUUCAGAAAACACUUCAACAGAUACCUACUGUGUAUAAAAACCAAGAGAACCCGCUGUAACACUUGCCAAACUCAUCACCAAACGUCAAUGUCAAUGUCAACGAAAAGAAACCAGUCUAUGUCUUGCAACAAGAGUCCAAACUACUCCAUGAAGAAGAGACCUAGAAACAUCGAGAACAACCAAGAGACUUCUAUAAUACUCCUACCUAGUGGACAGGACCAGGCUUGCACAAAAAUGUGAAGAUAGUAUAAGGUAGAAAUAAAUGGACCAAAGUAUUGAUGAAUAUGCCAAUUAAUUUUAAAGGUGUCAAAUACGCAGCUAGAUUGUUUCUUUCGUUUUGGUCGAUAAAAAAAUACGAAAAAAGAGGGACAUGUAGAAAGGAAAAGAACAUGACAAAGGAAAGAAUAUAGGUAAUAAUUGAAAACAAUUGUCAUUGAUUUACUGUCAUAGUUAAUUAAAGUCAAAGUUCCAAUAUCGAACAUACUUCAGUCAAUUAUUGGGACAAAAACUUCUAUUUUUAUUGGAACGUAAAAUAUUUCAAAGAACCUUUGAAUACCUGAUCAUUUUCCAGUGAGUAAAACACUGGCUGUCAUUCUGUAAUGAAAAAAAUCUCACAAAGGGUGAAAAAAGCUACGUAAAUAUAUUUCAAUUCAGGCUUUCAUUUUCCACAACCAGAACCGUAAUAUCUGAAAAACACACAAUUUUCUUUUCUGAGGAACUUGAAUCCUCAUUAAAAUUCUCUGGGAAAUUUUAA
Molecule: messenger RNA, 2033 nt
Organism: Harmonia axyridis
Lineage: Eukaryota; Metazoa; Arthropoda; Insecta; Coleoptera; Coccinellidae
Product: neuropeptide CCHamide-1 receptor-like
Exons: 6
Coding region: 260-1519 (419 amino acids)
Biological process (GO): G protein-coupled receptor signaling pathway
Cellular component (GO): membrane
Molecular function (GO): neuropeptide Y receptor activity
Source: RefSeq, a predicted model, not a curated record